Molecule: messenger RNA, 378 nt
Organism: Auanema sp. JU1783
Lineage: Eukaryota; Metazoa; Nematoda; Chromadorea; Rhabditida; Rhabditidae
Source: the annotation of a GenBank genome assembly
AUGUCAGCUGAGAAGACAAAAAAUGAAAAAAUAAUGGCACUCCUAAAUAAGAAAUCCAAACAAAAAGCAUCCGGUACUUCGAACGACACGAAAAAACCAACAGAAUCAGAAGAUGAACCUGUACCAAGCACUUCUGUGAGCUCGAAUGAGCCGUGUACUAGUUCAGAAGUGUUACUUUCUGAAGAGGAGCAAAGAAAACAAGAACUAAGAAACAAGGCUAAAUCAAAACUUCUGUUUGAAGCAAAACGAGCAAAAGAUCGUGCGGAACAGUUCGGUCCACAAGGAUGGCUGAAACCGAAAAGCUUGAACACAAACAAAGAGUUCUUGCGGCGGACCAUUCAAUCGACAGUACCGAGGAGAAGUAAAAAAAAGGAAUAA